Messenger RNA from Syngnathus typhle (broad-nosed pipefish), 2192 nucleotides. Its product is annotated as putative methyltransferase NSUN7. Gene Ontology annotation, molecular function: methyltransferase activity. The record is from RefSeq and is a predicted model, not a curated record. Bases 1 to 2187 code for a protein of 728 amino acids. The transcript is spliced from 12 exons. NCBI's taxonomy places the organism in Eukaryota, Metazoa, Chordata, Actinopteri, Syngnathiformes, Syngnathidae.
AUGGAGGAAACGUGCUGCUCUGCCGAGAGGACUGUAGAUGACAAAGCUAUCACCCUCUUUGACAUCCCUCCUCCAUCAGAUCAAGCUUUCCUGCAGGCGGCGGCCAUCUUCCAAUAUCUACGUACGGAGAAGCCGCUCAGGCAUCAGUUUCUGAGUUAUGAGAAGAAGACGGACACGCUGUCUCUGCCGGGAAGCGGAGACAAGAGAAUUGAGCAUCAGGCCUUCCAGCUAGCUUUCAGCACUCUCAAAUACCAAGAGUCACUGGAGGAGAUGCUGAUGGACAGCCACUUCCACAUGGCGCAGAAUAUUCCUCGUGGCCUCCUGCCACUAGCAAUGGUGAUGCUCUGUGACUUCCGUGAUCGGAGCUUUACGCCACGGUUGCGUUUGACAAAGGAAGGGGACGAGCCUCAGCAGGAAGUGAGAGAUCUUGAAAGCAGGCUACACAAGUGUAAAACCAAGCUGGCAGCCUCUCUGGCACGCUGCAGGGUCAAACACAGCCUGCGGAGUAUUUCUUGCAUUUUGUCGGAGCCCGUGAGGAGCAAACAACAACAAGCCAGACGUCUUCCUCUUUAUGCAUGGGUCAACACUCUCAAAAGCAGCGUGGAGAAAGUAUGUGAGGAGUUGCAACUUUGCGGGAUGUCCGAGGUGGACCAUGUGGCUGAAGUCGGUGAAACUGCAUUCAGUCGAGACCCCCUCUGUUUAGACACAUUCAUCCUUCCCCGAAAGUUACUCGGCUCCCAGCAGCUCAACAGCCUCACUGCGACACACAAACUUAACAUACAGGACAGGAGCACAAGCUUGGUAGUGAGCGCAUUAUGCCCCCUCUUAUUCAACGGCACCGACGUCCUGGUGGCGGGUUCCUUCUCAGCCUUGACUGUGGCCCACAUGGCCAUCGUGGCGACCGCCAUGUCAGUCGGCGUGCUGGUGUGUGGUGGUGAUCACACCGCAUCACAACUUGAGGACCUACACGAGCUACUGAAACACAUGGACGUGAAAAAUGUGCGCGUCCUCUCUGAAGCAUUCUUCAGUCUGGAUGAGUGGGACUGUGGGAUUGAGCGUUUAAAGGUCAUCGUGGUGUUUCCUCAAUGCUCGUCGUCUGCCCUCAGUGAUCCUGUGGACAUCAUCCACCGUGAACAUGGAGACUGGAAUCUGCUGCAGGACUUGUCUCGUGGUUUAGUGUCCCAGAGCAACAUAAGCAAACUUACAACUCAGCAAGCAAGACUACUGGGCCGCGCUCUAACCUUCCCACAGGUUCAGACCGUGCUCUACUGCACACGUUCAGUGUAUGUCGAGGAAAAUGAGCAGCUUGUGAAUAGAGUGUUGGAAAAAACACACACUGCCUCCAGACUGCGGCCAUUCAGGGUGAAUGGACCUAUUUUCCCUGAAGACACUCUGUCUGGAGACACAGCAGCUUGCAAGUUCUUCAGGUUGGAACCCUCUCCGGUCACCAACGGCUGCUUCGUGGCCCGUUUGUCUCGCCAGGCAGAUCCAACUAAGGUCGAAACAGUCCAGGAAGUGCUGGCGAGGGCAGUGGCCAAAGGUCUCCUGGAUGGAAUUUUCCCUGGAGAACCAAAGACAAAGAAGGAGAACAAGAAGAAUCCUGCAGGACAUUCAGACCAGGAAAAGGACAAAGCUGAAGUAGAGCUCGAGGGGGACGAGGAUGGAAAAGCCGGACGCAAGAGGAAAGUGCUGAGGAAAAGACGUAAACAUAAGAUCAAGUCCAAACACGCCGAGGUGAUCUCCGAGCAACAUUCAACUGGCCACAAGAAGAGGAAGAAGAAAGUACCAACAGAGACGCAUCACAAGAAGCGUAUAGUUAAGAGCAAAGCAAGAAAGAUCCCUCGGCUGACACUCCAGCUGAUAUCCUCCACUAAACCUUUCAACCACGUGUUUGAUGCAGCAGCCAAGCUGGAGUCAUCCGUAGCCUCUGCUAAAAAAGAUUCCUCUCCUAACAGGCCGCACUCCAAAAAGGCAAAUGCAAGACCGGCAACUACGAGUAAAGAAGGAUGCUCAGUGAGGAGCUACAUGGAGGAAAUGGCCACCGAAGAGGCCAUCAUGUCAGACUUGGUCCUUUCGCUCACCUGCAGCUCUAUGAACAGCGAGAGCGACACGUACCUCAGGCAGACUUCAGCCUCCGCAUCCCAGCAUGUUCAGAGGUCUACAUCGUCAAGUUUUAAAUUCAUCUAAGAAAA